CGCAGUAUUGAAUCAUGGAAAACGUAUACAGUAUAAGACGCGAAUAGAAGCAUAGUUUAAAACAAAUAAUCGUGAUCGUUCGAUAUAUGGUACAUAUAUCUUACAUAACAUAACCUAACUUUGGAUUUGUAACCUUACUACGAAAUGACAAGUCGUGUAAAAGUUUUAUUAACAUUUGUUCGUGGUCAUCGACAAUAUACGAAAGCGUGGCUCAAGGAUGUCGUUAGAUAUGGAAAUGUCAAGUUUCAUCCAAGUACAAAGGAUCACGUAGAUCCUCCAAUUACUCCGGCGAAGGUUUUAAUGGUUAAAAGAGUAAAACCUUUCAAAGGUAAUCCUUAUUGGGAAAAAGAUACGCUGAAAAAAUUAGGAUUCGAGGAAGACUCAAACGAUUUUGUAUUCGUAAAAAAUACACCAGAUAUGUGUGCCAUGCUUUGGAGAGUGAAGCACUUAGUAAAAAUUGAUCCGGUAAUAUUACCUAAAAAUCUACCAAGUACAGUGGAUGACCUUACGGAAUUUUUUGUCCACGACAGUGGAAAAGUUGACGUUACUGGAAAAGUUGAUCCUGCGCGUUAUCAAGCAACCAUGGAUGCUAGGACUUCUGUCAAAAGAUUGAACAGCGAGACAGUUCAAGAACAGCUUAGACUCAUGUGGUUAAAAGGAAAUCUUAUAUAACGGAAUAAAUAUUAAUGAUACCAGUGUAAG
This is a messenger RNA of Eufriesea mexicana, 702 nucleotides long. It is a transcript of the gene mRpL30, whose product is annotated as mitochondrial ribosomal protein L30. The transcript is spliced from 4 exons. Gene Ontology annotation, cellular component: large ribosomal subunit; mitochondrion. Gene Ontology annotation, biological process: translation. The record is from RefSeq and is a predicted model, not a curated record. NCBI's taxonomy places the organism in Eukaryota, Metazoa, Arthropoda, Insecta, Hymenoptera, Apidae. Bases 145 to 672 code for a protein of 175 amino acids. Gene Ontology annotation, molecular function: structural constituent of ribosome.